Ficedula albicollis (Collared flycatcher) is the source of this 1167-nucleotide messenger RNA. Its product is annotated as C-factor-like. Bases 211 to 978 code for a protein of 255 amino acids. The transcript is spliced from 7 exons. The record is from RefSeq and is a predicted model, not a curated record. Lineage: Eukaryota; Metazoa; Chordata; Aves; Passeriformes; Muscicapidae.
CGGCUCGCCCCGACACCCCGCGCUCCUCCCCUCAGGGCUGGGCCGCGGUGUUGUGCUUGCACCGGACAUGGGGUGGGCAGGCAGGCGAACACUCACACACAGAAAUACAAACACACCAAUACACACGCUCUCUCUCCCUCAUUCCCCCGCGGGUUGGAGCGGCCCGCGGGGUCGGGAGGCGGCGCCAGGCGGGCCGGGCCGCGGGCGGCGAUGGCGGCGGCGCGCACCGUGCUGCUGACCGGCUCCAACCGCGGCAUCGGCCUGGAGCUGGUGAAGCAGCUGCUGGGCUCGCCGCGACCCCCCGCCUGGAUCUUCGCCACCUGCCGGGACCCCGAGGGGCCGCGGGCACAGGAGCUGAGAGAUCUGGCAUCCAAACACCCAAACCUGGUUCUUGUAAAGCUGGAUGUGGAAAACCCCUCGGCUAUCACCGAUGCGGCCAAGGUGGUGGAGGGGAAGCUGGACGGAAUGGGGCUGAACCUGCUGAUAAACAACGCCGGCGUCUACACCCCCACGGCCUCGCUGGAGACGGUCGAUGCUGAGGACAUGGUCAGGUCCUACAAGACCAAUGCAGUGGGGCCAAUGCUGAUGGCCCAGGCCUUCCUGCCUCUGCUGAAGAAGGCUGCCCAGGACAGCAAAGAAAAGGGCCUGAGUUGCAGCAAGGCAGCCAUCAUCAACAUCUCCACCAUCUUGGGGUCCAUCAAGAAAACACCUGAUUCCUUCUUCCACCCUGUCAUCUCCUACCGCUGCAGCAAGGCUGCCCUCAACAUGCUGACCAUGUGCCAGGCUCUGACCUACAAGGAAGCUGGGAUCCUGUGUGUGGCACUGCACCCUGGCUGGGUGAAAACAGACAUGGGCACCCAGGAGGCUGACCUGACAGUGGACACAAGUGUGCGGGGGCUGUUGUCUGUGCUGCCAAUUCUUUCUGAGAAACACAGUGGGGCUCUGCUCAACUGGGAAGGUAAAGCUAUCCCCUGGUGACUGCUCUCGGUCCCUGCAAGGGACUCCACAGUGCCACAGGACUUCCUGGUGCCAUGGGUGCACCAGGCUGCUCAGCCCUCUGUGGUCUGCAAGGGACCUACUUGGGACUCCAGUGGGUGGGCAGGGUGUGAUCCCUGCCUUCACCUUGCUAAUAAAUAAAUAAAUAAAGUCAAUUAGUACCUGUGCCUU